UUUAGGAGAAUCCACAGGUUUAAAGCAAAAGUUUAGAGAUUCUGUAUAAAUAUUCAACCUCACUUGCUUCGUUAUCUAUUAUAAUUUUAAGCCAACAAUUCAUCUAGCUAGGAAUACAAGUUUGCACGCAAUUCGGGAUGGAAAAGAAAGAUCAAAAGAUUAUGGUGGCUAUAGAUGAGAGCCAAGAAAGCAUGUAUGCUUUGUCUUGGUGCAUCACAAAUCUUAUUUCUGAUACCCCCACCAACAACAAGCUUGUUUUGCUUUAUGUUAGGCCACCUUCUGCUUUCUACACCUUGGAUGCCGCAGGGUAUAUCUUUAACACUGAUGUUGUUGAUGCUAUGGAAAAGUACAGUAUGCACUUGGCUAAUUCAGUGAUGGAAAGAGCUGAAGCUAUUUGCAGAGACUUGAACGCUACUAAUAUUAAUAUGGAGAGGGUGGUUGGUAUAGGAGAUGCCAAGAAUGUAAUAUGCAGAGCAGUGAAGAAACUAGAGGCUGACACCUUGGUCAUGGGAACUCACGGCUAUGGAUUCUUUAAGAGGGCACUCCUUGGAAGUGUGAGUGAUCACUGUGCCAAGCAUGCGAAUUGUCCAGUUGUAAUCGUGAAACAUCCUUGAGAAAAAUUGGUUUCCUUUUCUCACUAAGAUAGUGGUUGGAAGUUGGAUUCUCAUGAAGCAGGGUUCCAGGGCAUACCUUAAGUUUAAUCGCUACACAUGCAUGCACCCUCUUAUUGUCUAUAAUUUGUGUGUGUAUAUAUAUAUUUUGCAUUUCGUUGUUGUUGAAUUAUGAGAAAGAGAUAGUAUCCCAAAGGUUAGAAAUCAUGAAAUGUUAUGAACUUCAUGCUUCCGCCAAAA
Molecule: messenger RNA, 851 nt
Organism: Cajanus cajan (pigeon pea)
Lineage: Eukaryota; Viridiplantae; Streptophyta; Magnoliopsida; Fabales; Fabaceae
Source: RefSeq, a predicted model, not a curated record